This is a messenger RNA of Paramuricea clavata, 375 nucleotides long. Lineage: Eukaryota; Metazoa; Cnidaria; Anthozoa; Malacalcyonacea; Plexauridae. The record is from the annotation of a GenBank genome assembly.
AUGAAUCUUCGACCUGCUAUGAACCUACCACCCGAGAUUAUUUCUGAGAAUGACAGAUACAGCCGAAAGAAAUGGAGACAAGCACAAUUACUUGCAAAUCGCUACUGGAAACGAUGGUUACGAGAAUACCUACCGUCAUUGCAAAAAAGAGGGAAAUGGAACCAGCCACAGAGAAACGUACAAGUAAAUGAUCUCGUUCUCACUGCGGACGAUAACGUACCCAGAAACACGUGGCCUAUGGGACGAAUUGUUGAUGUAUUCCCUGGUACCGAUGGAUUAGUAAGAACUGUUGACGUCAGAGCCAAGAACUCAGUUUACAGACGACCUGUUGCAAAAAUCUGUUUAUUGGAAGCAGCUGAUAAACAAAUGUUAUAA